GGAGGGGAUCCGCUAUGAGUUCUGUGUCUGAUUGAGAGGAAGAAGAGAAACUACAGCAGAAGGAAGCGAUCGCUCUGCUCUUAUCCUGCUGUGGUUCGUAGUUGUGUGUUUUAUUGAAUUGUAGUAACAGAGCUUUCUGGUAAAGAUGGCGUAUCACAGCCCCUACAGAGGCGCCCCGCACACCAACGCUGCUGCGGACCAGAGCUUUCUGUGGAAUAUCUUCCAGAGGGUCGACAAAGACCGGAGUGGAGUCAUUUCCGACUCGGAGCUUCAGCAGGCCCUGUCCAACGGCACAUGGACUCCCUUCAACCCGGUGACGGUGCGAUCCAUCAUCUCCAUGUUUGACAGGGAAAACAAAGGUGGCGUUAACUUCAACGAGUUCGCCGGUGUGUGGAAGUACAUCACAGACUGGCAGAACAUCUUCAGGACCUACGACAGGGACAACUCGGGCUUCAUCGACAGGAACGAGCUCAAACAGGCGCUAACCGGAUUCGGCUAUCGUCUGUCAGACCAGUUCUACAGCACUCUGAUAGAGAAGUUUGACCGGCAGAGGAAGGGACAGGUGGCCUUCGAUGACUUCAUCCAGUGUUGUAUUGUAUUACAGAGGUUGACCGACGUCUUCAGGCGAUACGACACGGACCAGGACGGCUGGAUCCAAGUCUCUUAUGAACAGUAUCUUUCCAUGGUCUUUAAUGUGGUAUAACGCACAUGAAGGCCACAGAAGAGCACAACUGGACACAACUGUGCCAAAAGCUCCCGGUGCCCUCUGGAUGUCUGCCAUAGUGGACACUACAAUAUUUUUUUUAACCUGGUCUCAGCCCAAUUUGGGCAAUUUAAUCUGAAGUCUUCAACCUAGAGAAAAAAAAAAAUUAGGUGCUUGAUGUAUGGUAAAGAAAAAAAUCUUGUAGUGUUUUGUUGAUGAACUGUAAACAGGUCUGUUGGUUAAGGACAAAUAUGGCCACGUUAAUGUCGACACUUUUUUUUGUUUUAAACUGAAGUGAUUGAAGAACAUAGUUCUGUUUAAAUAAAAUAAUGCACUGUAAAUAUAAUUUGCAUGCUUUUCAGGGAAAUUAAGCCCCAUGUCGUAGCAUGCUGUGCAUUUUUUUUGUUCUGUUUUUAUGUCCUCUGCCCUCUUUGCUCCAAGCCAUGUUUACAAAAACUGUGAGAGCAGGUGACAAUCUGCUUCGAGGUUCACUUACAUGCCAUAUUUGUAUAAACAUAUUCUUAACAGCACAUAUUUAAAUGCUAAAAGAUCAUUUUUGGUAGAGGGUUCGCAUAAUAUCUUUACUUUGGCUUUUUUUUCUGUGCAUGAUGCCUUAAAAUGUACAAAAACCAUAAAAAUUAAAGAAAUC
Molecule: messenger RNA, 1352 nt
Organism: Cyprinodon tularosa
Lineage: Eukaryota; Metazoa; Chordata; Actinopteri; Cyprinodontiformes; Cyprinodontidae
Gene: pdcd6
Product: programmed cell death 6
Exons: 6
Coding region: 146-703 (185 amino acids)
Molecular function (GO): calcium ion binding
Source: RefSeq, a predicted model, not a curated record